Messenger RNA from Echinococcus granulosus, 6336 nucleotides. Its product is annotated as Nuclear factor of activated T-cells 5. The transcript has 18 exons. Bases 1 to 6336 code for a protein of 2111 amino acids. Gene Ontology annotation, biological process: regulation of transcription by RNA polymerase II. NCBI's taxonomy places the organism in Eukaryota, Metazoa, Platyhelminthes, Cestoda, Cyclophyllidea, Taeniidae. The record is from RefSeq and is a predicted model, not a curated record. Gene Ontology annotation, molecular function: RNA polymerase II cis-regulatory region sequence-specific DNA binding; transcription factor binding; DNA-binding transcription factor activity, RNA polymerase II-specific. Gene Ontology annotation, cellular component: transcription regulator complex.
AUGGAUUUCUCCGCCAACGCUGGUGGAACCGGCGUUUUCACCAACUCUCCUGGCCAUGAACAGUUCCAGGCCAAGAUGUUCAGCUCCAUGGACUACUCCCCGGCCACUGCUGCUGUCACAACUGCCGCCACCAUCUCCAUGGGGCAACAUCGAUGUUUCGUGGAGGAGAUGUGCUAUUCCACCGAGAACGGUGACGGUAGUAGCAGUGGUAGUAAUGGUGGUGAGCCAAAACGCCUCAGCUACCAACCCAAUGGGGGUUCGAUCAAGACUGCAUCAGGCGACCUAAUGACGACACCGAUGCCCUCUGUUGGCAGGGGCUAUGGGGAAAUGAUGGCUGGUCAGGAAGGAUUUCUUUCAACUCGUGGUGGCGGCGGGAGCGAAAGAAGAGGCGAAGAUGGCACUGAUGGUGGUUUACCUCGUACGCCGGAGAGGGAGAAGUGUCCCAAAGGCACACCGGAAGACUCCUCCAUCCGGUCAUCUUCCAUGGUUAGAGGUCAGAUGACCUUCCAGGAGUUGACUACUAUGCAUGCAGAACCCAUGGACUUUGCUGUAAGAGUUCAGACUUCUCAGGAGACACCUUCGAGUUGUCGUAAGCGUCGAAGCCAAACUCAGAACCCCUAUUCCACGGAGUACUUUACUAACGAAACAGACCCGACAACAGGGGGACAGUUGUUGGAUAGGAGACAACCACCACCACCCCCACCAGAAUACUGCUACACCCCUGGGGAUCCCUCUUCAGAAGGCUCGAGUUCCUCCUCUCAUAUUAUAAGUCAACUUACUCGGGGAUCUUCACCACCGCCACCACCAGCUUCCACGAAACAGGAGUCGAGUCCCGAUAAACGUUACCACCUUGACCCAUCCAUGAUGCGACGGAGUAGUAGACUGACGCAGGCGCAGAUGCACCAACAACAGCAGCAGUAUCUAAACUCCCAAAAGCGUCGAUCCAUGCUUCGCGCUGAGAUGCUGACACCUGACAUGAUGGUGAACAACGGUCGAAACGCUGCAUCACUUCCCGCUAGACCUCGGCGCCUAGGUGCUUCCAUGUACAUCUCAAACCAGCAACAACAGCUUCAGCCUGUUCGGAGGAGUCAGUUCGUACAACGCCAGUAUGCACUGCGCAGUUACACCAAUGGUCAGAGUUUCACCAACCUGAGAACACAGCCGUGGAAGUCACCCAGAGUCGCUGCCGCUGCUGCCUCUGCUUCCGUUGCUUCAUCUGCUUGUGGUGCUUCAGAGCAGAUAUUGAGGCAACAGGAAUACUUCUAUGAGGCUGCCGCAUCUCGGGGCCACUUAAGUCCUACUCCGGCUCCGGAGGUCUCAGACAGAACUCCCAAUGCUGCCUGGGGUCACAUGACGCGUCAGCAACAGCUUGCUAUCGUGAACACUCCGCGCUGGCGUCUACAGCAGACCAUUCCACCUCCCCCACCAUCUGUGACUGAAGAACAACAGCAACAGCAGCAGCCACCACCAAUUCGCAAGACAUCGUUGUGCACUGGUCGACAGUCCAUGAUGAGACGGGUGGAAAUGGCCUCUGAGCAGAGCGUUGAGAACGCCAAAAACCUAGUCCAAGCACAUCCAACUUCGACCCGAUGCUGGCAACAACAGGGAGAUCAAAAACUUUCAGUUUUCCCUCAUCCAGGCAAUUUUCAGACAACUCUUGCACCAGACUUCGACCACGUAAAACCACUCCUCGACCCAUCUCGGGCUAUGUUUGACGGUGAGAAUAAGCUGAUUACUGUGUCGAUUCCACCUGAAAUCAUCAUCGGGCUUCGAAGACCGGAACGGGAUUUACUACUGUUUGUGCGCAGUCAUUCACGACCCCUUUCAGCCGCCUAUGAAGUGGAGAGCAAGGAGAAUGACGUUGAAGACGGUAGUGAUAGCAAUGGUGGUGGUAGUGGUGAUGCUGCCAGUGGCGGUGGUGGUAGUGGUGGCAUGAUCUCGUCAGCUCUCUCCGGCGGAUACCUCACCUCGGAGGAGUUCAACUACUUCAACAAACCUUUUGAGAGCACCUGGAAGGACGUGAAACUGACGCUGUUGCAGCAACCCGAAUUGCAACACCGAGCUCGAUAUCUCACUGAGGGCAGUCGAGGACCCAUUAAAAAUCGCACCUUUGACGGCUAUCCUACCAUCCAGCUCCAAGGAUGGUCAGGUCCUGCCAUGGUACAAGUAUUCGUAGCCAAUGAGUCUACGGACCCGCAUCUACACAUGUUCUACCAGGUCUGCCUCGUCUCCACAAAAAGCAACCGCGGCUGCUCUGAGCUCGUCUACGGUUUCACCACAGUUGUGCAGGUGCCUUUCACCUCCAACUCCGAGGAUCGUGUGAUGAGUGUAGAUUUCGUUGGACUUGUAAAGCUACGCAACUCCGAUGUGGAGCGGCGAAUGGCGUCGUUGUCGGAGGAGCAGCAAAAGAAGCUCCUUAGCUUUCCAUGUCUUGCUCAGCCCCCGACUUCCACCUCCGCCUCCACCGCUACUACCCCUUCCUCCACAACCCAGCGUGGGCAGCCGACUUCCACUCCGAUCUGCGACGAAGUUGCGCGUCGGUCAAUAAAGCCCAAGUCGAGCUCCGCACGCCUUGUCUACAGAGUUCUUCUCCUCUCCCACGAAAAUAGAGUGGAAGGGGUGGUACAAGUCAUCAGUGACCCCAUUCGCUGCAGAGGACCGGAGAUAUGCCGGAUGUCGAUCAAGGAGGGGGACGCGCGGAGUCAACCGGAGCUCUACAUAAUUGGGAAGAACUUUGUGCGUGGAACUCGUGUCAUCUUCCGGCAACUGGCAUCCGGCACGUCCACCAGCAACAGUCUACCAAACGACUUAAAUGAUGAGGGCAAAGGAGAUGUUGUAUGGGAAAGGGAUGCCAUUAUUGACCCAAACUUCUUCUACCAGACGCAUCUAAUUUGCAAAGUUCCGGAGUACAGUGGUCCCUCGAGCCUCCUGACCUCGCCGUUGCAGGUCCACGUGUACAUCCAGACACCGACCAAAGCGGGUAGGCCCGAGACUUUCACCUACCUUCCCUCCCUACCGCUGCAUGGACCACCAGUGAUUGCCCGACUGUCGCACUGUGAGGCACCUACUAGCGGCAUGGUGGACCUAAUCGUUCUCGGCUCCAACUUUUCGCCCAGCUGUCGAGUCCUCUUCCGCCAGGUGGUCUUAACAACAGACAAUGGUGGCGUCUACGCACCCUCCGGAGUGUUCGAGGGGACCAAGGUGGUUUGGCAACGCGAGGCUCGUGUGGACACUGACUUUCUCACUGAGUCGCACCUGGUCUGCUGCGUGCCGCCCUACGACGGUCAGACGGCGUCACUGAGUCCGCUACGGGUGCAGAUCGUCAUUGAUGCUCCCAGUGGAACUAGCGCACCCAAAAAUUUCUACUACAACCCCACAACUCAGAUUCCCGACACCAUAGUCCGUCGUUCACCACGCAUUCACAAACCCAUUGAAACUGCUCACAAUCCCGACCCGGGCACUUUCCUCCGUCCCCUCUCACGCUCCGUUCCACGGGCAAAACCUGCCCUUUUUAAGUCCUCCAGCUGUCACAAUAUCAAAUCUGCCCGCUCAAACUCCCAAACCUCUCUGGACUCACACGAUUCUAUCAAGGAGUCCAAAUCACGGAAGAUCUCCAGUCGCAAACCCUCCUCAAUUAUAGCCCUCCCCUCCGCCGUCCUCCGCGAAUCGAAUUCCUCCACUUCUGGCGGCUCAAACACCGUGAACGGUGAUCGUAUCUACAUCAAUUCUGAUCUUCUCUCUCGAGUUGAGAAGGAAAAAAAACAGUAUGAGGCGCGUAUAUCCGAGCUCACUCAACUGACAGAGUCACGAAAGAUGGAGAUUGAACGCCUCUCCUUUGAGGUCCGCAACUUGCGGGAGGCGAAGGAGCGAGCGGAGGCUCUGGUCCAACAACAGACCUCUCACGACCUCAAACGAAAAAUGGGUGGUGCUGACCUUGACGAGGAUUCGUCUUGCCUCUCCUCGCGCCCACCUCUAGAACCACCUGCUGCCUCAGGAACUGCCAAUUCAGAUCAACAGAGCCUAGUCUCCGCGAUGUCCAGUCUUUUUGGUGGGGAAACCACCAAGCCUACAUCGGUUACGAACUUGGAGAACCGAAUUCAUGAGAUGGAGGAGGCGAACUACACGACAACCGAGGAAUUGCAAGCGACGAUGGGCGAGUUAUGUGAAAUGCAGAGGACACUGGAUGAGACGCAGGAAGAGAAUCGCAAUCUGGCCUUCGAACGAGCUAUCCUUCUUGAGUCGUUAUGUACGCAAACCGCCAAGUUGGAGCAUUGCCGCCUCCAGAUUGAUCAGUUGAAGUAUCUGCUAGUGACCAGCCCCUCGGCAUCCACUGGGGAUGCGAGGGAGGCACACUACGCGGAACUCUAUGCUUCAGUGGAGGAGGAGAAACAGAUCCUCCUGACACAAAACAACGACUUAGCGCAGCGCUGUGAGUCUCUGGAUGCAGAGUGUCGCCAACUCAGUGAGAAGAUAGAGUCUCUGACGCAGGAGGCAGAACGACUGAGAAUGGAGGCAGCAGUCAUCACUACAGCAGAAGCUGGUGACGACCGGACGUCGGUGGUGGAAAAGACUAAUAUUACUGCAGAGGCGGAGGUGGAGCUCUCGGUCAAAGUGGAGGCAUUGAUGCGACAGGUGGCAAUAUGGAGGGAGAAAUUUGAGCUGGAGGUGGCGGAGCAUGAACGCGAGGUCACUGAAUUGAGACUUCACGAGAGGCAUCUCCUUAAGACAGUACAGGUCGCGGAUGGAAUCAGGAUGGAGUCAGAAGCUGAGGUGGCUCGCAUCACCAUGGAGACUCAUGAGCUGCGCGACCAGGUGAAGCAUCUGUCAGCAGACCUCGAGAACGCACUUCAAGAAAGCUCGAAUCUCCGGGACCAACUCUCUAAGUCAUCUCCACAUCAGGAUUUUCCACCAUCACUACCGGCUGAACCCUCCUCACCACCACCCCCGCCUCCCCCACCAUCGCCACCGCGUGUGGAGAUGAAAAGCGUGGCCACAAUGACCUCACCGGCGGAGACGCCCUAUGUAUCUCUGUCCUCUACCAAUGCAACCACGGCUUCAGCCACCACCAUAGGUUCCUCAGCAGCCACCUCCUCAACACCCUUCCAGCACCUGCACCGCACCACCUACAUGCAGAAAUUGGGUCUCAAUCCCGCUUCUGCCACCGUCUCACCUGGUGGGCCUGGUAACAGUGGUGGUGGUGGAGUUGGUGCCAUCAGACGCACUGGACCUACUGUCCAGAGUCUCAUUCAAACUAUCGAGAACCAGGUAAAGGCUGUCCAGCACCAACAGAAGGUUUCAGCAGUUCGCUCUACAGUUACCAGUGCAAAGGUCAAGCUGGACGUUGAUGGCAGUGUCGGCGAUACCGGUGUUAACGGCGUCGGUGGCGAUAGGUGCAAUUCUCUACCGGCGCGUCGGCUGCACUCGGCCGGUAGUAGCCCUAACUCAACCCCCGUCCACUCGGCACCCCGGCAUUCCCUGUUAGCCGAACCGCUUGUCGGUGAUUUGGCUCCUGGAGGACCACCACCACCCACUUCUCCCCCCCUCGCAUCCCCUGCAACUUCUCAACCUCCACCUUUGUCUUGGACAACUUCGGCGUCGUUGUUGAGAUCAAAGCCCAUUUUCAGUGUCCCGCGUGACAAUACCUCACCUGCAAAGGAGUCCUUCCUCCUCAUGCACUCCGCUACUCCUUCUACCUGCACUGUCUCCUCCACUGCUACUCCCACGAGUACCUCCGCUUCCACUACUCCGCGACUGAAGCGCCACCUCACCGCUCCCCCCUCCUCCCCUUCCGCCGUUGCCACUAAGAACAACGGCUCCGGGGCGAUCUCAGAGGCCGUCUCAAGUGUUCUCUCCGCUGCAGCCGGUGAUUCUGUGCCUUCUUCCACUACCACCACUGCUGCCUCUGCUUCUACAGCUACCACAAAUACCUCCGGUACCACCGCCGUUGUGGACACGGCGACGGAUCCGCUACAUGAAUUGGCGAAGCGCACCGACGCGGGUUCAAAGCGCAACGCCCUGCUGCGCUGGUGUCAGGGUCGAGUGGCGGGCUACCGGGGGGUCGAGGUGACCAACUUCUCCUCUUCCUGGAAUGAUGGUCUGGCGUUGUGCGCCCUCCUCCACACCUUCCUACCACACCUCAUUGCACCCAACUGGGAGCGGGUUGUCAAUAGCAUGGAUAAGCAGCGCCGCUUUGAGGUGGCUUUCGCGGCAGCGGAGAGCCAGGGUAUUCCAACGACCCUUCGUCUGAGUGAUAUGCUCACCAAGGAUCGUCCAGACUGGAACCAUGUGAUGACCUACAUCGCCUCGAUUUACAAACACUUUGAAGCCAACCCUUAG